AAUAAUCACAUAAAAUACUGGUAUAUCUUAGAAUAUUUUCCAAGCAUAAUAUCUACAAAUUUAAAUCUACAACAGCAGCCUCCUCAACACACAAAAACUAAAGAGACCAAAAAACUAAAUUAACUACGAAAAUUUUGCCAAAAUGUUUUCCUCUUCCAUACAAAAUCAACAUCCACAAUUCCACCCGAUACAUGCCAAUGCAACGUCGGUGAAACCUAAAAAGCGUCGUAAACGCCGCAGGAAGCCUCUCCAAACAAGUGUGUUGACCAUAGCGUCGGCACCUUGCACCACCAUCAGCCCCAGUGACAAUAAACGCAACAUAUCCACAACCAACAGUGCCAUUAACAAAUCUCAAAAAUUAAUGCAGAAAGAGCAAAAUACCACCACCACCAGCACAAGUUUAGCGAAAAGUUUCAAACAAUAUUUUCAACAUGACAAUCGUUUGGUGAACACCCAACAAACUAUUCAACAUCAACAACAACAUCAUCAUCAUCACUCACUUACAUCCACCAUAUUCACCAAAUACACUAGCGAGAGUGAAAUGCUCUAUGCGGAGGUGGCCAAGAAAUUCAAACCCCUAAAACCCAAAAGGUCUACCAAACAAGUUGUGUCAAAACAAAAAUCAAAAGCUUUACUCAAACAGCAAUACUCUCUGAGAAAACAUAAACUCUCCGCUCUGGGUGUUCAACGAGGGUUGACUUUGGCGGAGCACAACAAGAGUCGUAACCACCACCCCAAAGAAAAUAAACAAAAACCGGCAGCUCUCGGCAUGCAGUCACAACAUUGUUUGUGCUCUUGCCCAAAUCAUAACAUAGGUCAUAAUGUAACCGAAACAGCUGGUUUGGUGGCCCACAUUAAUACCACGUCAUUGUGCUCCAAUAAAAUCUCCAACCCCACACAAUAUAUCGCCGCCACCACCACCCCCAUCAAUGCUGCCUCGAGUAGAACCACUACUUCGAACAAUAACUAUUUGAGUUGUUUCAAUUUCAAUGACACAGCAGCGACAUUGCCAAAACUUUUGGGAAUUUUACAGAGUUCGGCACCCACUUUGCUUUUGGAAACUUUGUUAAAUAAUGCCCAAAUUUUAGAAGGAAAACAUUUGGAUCAAAGUGUCCGUGAUACACAUCAAAUCGCCGAAGCGCAACAAGAGAAAAACGCUAAAUUACGCGAAGCAUUUAAUAUAUCGGAAUAUUUUGUUGAAGGUUCCAGCUUUGAUUCAGAUCGUAAAGCUAAAGAAGAUUUAGCGAAAAGUUUGGCUUUACAAAAAGAACUGGACGCUCAACGUGAACAGGCCGCAGCAGCAGCGUCUGCUGCAGCAGCUAAAGAAAAAGAAUCUUCGAAACGUUAUGCAUUGGUUCGGACACCGUCUAGAGAACGUGAUGUUUCGGCAUCAGGCGGUGGAGGUGGUGGCGUAGUAGGCGGCAAUGGAGAUAAUGAUGAGCAUUCGAUCAAAAAGAAAAAGAAAAAACGAACGCGUGAGAGCUCCGCCAGUCCCGAACGCAAAAAAGACAAAAAGAAAAAAUCAAAGAAACACAAAAAAGAAAGUAAGUCCAAGAAAAAGAAGUCACGUAAACGGAAAUCCAGCGAAUCAGACAGUGCUGAUGCUGACAAUGCCAAAGAUACGGCCGAUGAAAAUGAUUCCUCCGAUUCGGAAGGCGAAGUAAAGAAAAGCCGCAAGAAAUCCAAAAAAGAUAAGAAAAAGCGCGAGAAGAAAUUGAAAAGGAAGGAAAGAUCCUCGUCUUCAGACAAGUCUAGGUCCAAUACGCCGGUUGCUAAAUCUUCUCAUUCUAAAAAGGACCAUGAGAACAAAAAACCCAAUCCUUUUCGCCGCAGUCGUUCUGGAGAGAGGUCUUCGAAGACAAGAGAAAAUGUCAAACGUCACUAUGAUUCGUCACAGGAAAACCGGCAGAGGCGUAGUCGCAGUCGUCAAGAAAGGGAUUCAAGAACCGAUCGCAGACGUCCCAAUGAAUCCAAGGAUUCACGUCAGAGACGUAUUUCUACGGACUAUCGUAGUUAUGAUCGUGGCGAGGAUCAUCGCGAUGUCAAUCGGGAUGCACGACGCUCACGUUCGCCUCACAGGUCACGACGUGACCCAUCCAAAGAUCGCAAACGCAAAUACUCUGAGGAACGAUCAGGCCAUCGUGGUAGUCACAGUUUGGAAAAAAGGCAAAAAUAUUCAAGGUCUCACUCGAAGCAACGCGAUAGCCAAACGAAGAAGCCAAACCUUUCCCCCAGAAGGACAAGCGCUUCUAAAUCUCGCUCCCGAACACCCGCGAGAAAACGUAGUGCAGAACGCACUAAACCAUCACGAAGAGAGAAAUCUGUAUCGAAAUCUCCCAUCUUAAAGAAUAAGCGUAAGACUUCGGCAUCAACCGAAAGGCGCAGGUCUAAAUCACCCACAUCUAAGGAAAGACGUAGAUCAAAAUCACCCCAUGUCAUGACAAGAGGUAGGUCUAAGUCACCCUCAUUGUCUACAAGGCGUAGAUCUAAAUCUCCCGCUCUUGUGCAAAGACGAAGAUCUAAGUCUCCGAUGACAAAAACAAGCCGCAAUUCCAGGUCGCCUGUUGCAAAAGACAGGCGUAAAUCGAAAUCGCCUGUAGUUAAGGAAAGACAGCGUAAAUCCAAAUCGCCUUUUGUCAAAGAAAAGCAUAGGUCCAACACACCUGUCAUAAAAGACAGGCCUAAAUCAAAAUCUCCUGUAUUAAAAGAAAGGCAGAGAUCAAAAUCUCCGAAAGUGAAAGAUGGCCGUAGAUCACCAGUUUCAAGAGAAAAACGUAGAUCCAUGUCUCCAGAUCUAUCAAAACGUGACAGAUCCAACGAAAGCAGAAAUAAACGUGAGCGAUCCACUGAUAGCAGGAAAAAACGUGAAAAUUCCGUUGAAACAAAAAUAAAACGAGAUAGAUCCGUGGAAAGCAGAAAAUCUAAUGCCAGACUUUCCAAGACUUCAGACAAGUCUAAAAGCAUAAACAAAAUCGUAGAAAGGAAAUCGCGUUCACAAUCAUCGUCAUCAACAUCGUCCGAUUCAGGAUCAUCUACAGACAGCGAAAGCUCUAGGUCACCAUCAGCUUCACCCAAAACUCAAAUCUUGCCAACUGUAAAGAAUGAACAGAUCCAAGAUAAAAGACCAUUAGAUAAAUCACGGUCUCCAAGUCCUAAAGCAACUCCAAGUAAUUCUGAAAGGCUUAAAUACUUAAAGUCUCCAGUAAGGGUGAUUGAUAAACAACGCCCGAAUUCAUCGGAGCGUGAAAGCUCUGUAGAUGGACGUAAAAAACGUGACCCCAACAACACUCCCCCUAGAACAGAGAAGAAGAACUCUUCACCUCGUUCCUCAAGGGAUUCGUCAGAGUUGAGCUAUUCUCCUGCUCGUCGUAAUCCAGAACGUUAUCGCGACAUACUCGAAGGUGCAAACAAACAGAGAAUUGAUAAACAACGCAAAGAUCAAGAAGAAAUGCGCAAGGAGCAGAAGAAAUCGAUAAAACGACAGCAGGACGAAUCUGAUAAGGAGAAAAAGAGAGAAGGUGGCGGUGAUUACAAACGAGACAAAAACCCCCUGAAGCCUAGAGUGCAUUUGCAAUCACAGAGUGAAGAUGAGAACAGUGAUGCGGCCACAGAACGUAAUACGGAAAAAAUUCUUGAAGAAUUCCAAGAAUCAAAACGCGAACGAGAAUUGAAAGAUUUGAAAAUGUUGGAACAACUGAAAACGGGAAUUGCAGCAAAAGCCAAGGAGAAAAUCAAAACCAUAGAGAAAAUGGCCAAUUUAACGUCGGUGGCUUCAACUUCCGCCGCCGGUGCUGGAGAAGUAAGUGAUCAAUCAUAUGCCUCUAAACGUGGUAUUCGCAACUCUUUGAAUGACUUUCUGGCGGCCAAUAACAAAGCCCCCGCUGUAGUAGCAACUUCAGCACAAAAUGUACAGAGCUCACCACCGGGAGCUAUAUACCCACAGACAUUAGAAGAGAUAACCAGAGAACAAAAAGCUCAAACUCCUCAGUCCGCCAAAGGCAGUGAAGUUGAGAUUGAGCGUACGACGGACACUGAAACGCCGGCUGAUUGCAAAAAGUCUCCAAUGGCUGCAAAUGGUCGUGCGAACACAAGUCCAAAAGUAAGUCCCAGACCGCCGCCCUACAACAGUGGUGGUGGUGACAGAGAACGCAAACGAGAUCAGUACCACUAUCAUCGUGAGCGUGACGCCAAAGAUACUAGAGACAUAAAACCCAGAGAGACCCUUACCAACAAAGAACGUUUCAACGAACGACGACAGAGAGCGUCCCCUUCAGCUUACGCAGCAGGAGGUGGAGGUGCUAGACGUCCCAACAAUAUAAAUUUACAUCCUCCACACCACAAUCACAGACAGCAACGAAUGAAUGGCAAUAUGGGUGGUAUGGGAGCUGGUGGUCAUCAUCAUCAUCAUCACCAUUUGAAUCAUCAUAACAAUCCGAACUCCCCCUAUGCUAAUGCAACCGCUAUUAACAACUCUCUAAAUACUAACAAUAAUAACUCUAUUAACCUUUCCUUCAAUCGUCCCAGUCGUAUUAACAAUACCCCUCUUAUAACAGCUACGCAAUUUAACAACCAAAUGCUUAGUAAACAAUCGAAUAGUAUUCUAGUCAAUCGUCGUGAUCACCGUACCGCUCUGACCUUGGGUCUCAGUGGCACGCCCUGUACUAAUUACUCCAAUACGAAUUUGUUAUUAACCAAAGCUAAUCUCAAUAAUAAUAAUGCUACUGCUCAUCACCUACAUGGUCACCUGCAACACCAACACCACCAGCAUCAUCACCACCACCACCAUCAUCACCAUAGUAAUUCUAAUUCUAAUAAUGCUCAGAUAACCGACCGCAUUCUAAUGGCCGCUUCGAUUGCGGCUGCGCAGCGCCAUAACUUAGGGUUGACCAAUACAACGGCCACAUCAGUUGCGAACAAUUUAAAUAUGCUACAUCAGCAAGCAAAUGCGAAACCUAAGAUUGUAAUAAAGCCUUUUAAAAUUAAUGAUUCACAGCCAUUGGUCGCAGCAUUGGCAGAUUCUUCGCUUGUAGAUGCAAUUGUGUCGAAAGUGUCAACAGCUACAGUGGCAGCGGCCGAAAGUGCUCGACGUAGUCGCAGUCGUUCACGUCGUAGUCGCAGUCGUACUCGAAAGGAUGAUGGAAAUGAUGGAGGCGAACGAUCGGAACGUGGUACAGCUGGAGGCGGUGGCGGCGGUAGUGGACGUGGUCGUACUAAAUCACACUCAAGAUCAUCAUCGUCUUCGAGUCGCAGUCGUAGUCGUAGCCACAGUCGGCGUAGUUCACGCUCACGUUCUCAUUCCUCACAUUCUAGUUCAUCAUCCCGCAGUUCUUCAAGAAGUUCAUCAAGCAGUAGCAGCAGUUCUGGUUCCUCACGUUCGGGCACCCGCUCACCAUCAAUACCGCGACGACGAGGUUCACCCAGCUUCCUAGAUCGGCGUCGCAUAACUAGUGCCCGCAAACGACCGAUACCAUAUCAUCGCAAGACCCCCUCAGACGGUUCCAGUUGCUAUUGUUCCAGUUGUUGUAGUCGUGAAAGUUCACCACGGUCGCGUUCCCGCUCUCCUUCGCGCAACAGCCGAAGUCCUUCGCGAGUUUUCUGAAACCUCCAGAGGCAAUUGUCAUCAUCUAUAGACGUUGCAUUUUCCACAAAGUCAUCAUUUGGUUUGCCAGACCUUGGUUUUUUCUAGUCAUUUUGUUUUUCUAAAGAAAAAAUAAAUCAGAAAUGAAGUUGUUGAUAUUAUUAUUAAAUUACCAAAAAAAAAAUCGAUAUAUAUUUAUAAAUAUUUUUCUUGAACACUACUCUGCAUUUACAUUGUAAUUACUUUAAGUACACAUAGUUUUGUUUAAAUUCCGAAAUGAUAUUUUGAUAAAAAAAAAGGAAACUUAUGCAAAAAAGUGCAAUUUUUGUUUAUUUUAAUUUAUGUGAGAAACUAAUUUUAAGUAAAAAAAGACAUUUUAAAAAAAUAAAAUUAUUAGAAAACAAA
This is a messenger RNA of Stomoxys calcitrans (stable fly), 5983 nucleotides long. RefSeq names its product serine/arginine repetitive matrix protein 2 (gene Srrm234). Lineage: Eukaryota; Metazoa; Arthropoda; Insecta; Diptera; Muscidae. The transcript has 9 exons. Bases 143 to 5599 code for a protein of 1818 amino acids. The record is from RefSeq and is a predicted model, not a curated record.